Molecule: messenger RNA, 2302 nt
Organism: Pseudophryne corroboree (corroboree frog)
Lineage: Eukaryota; Metazoa; Chordata; Amphibia; Anura; Myobatrachidae
Gene: CCNA1
Product: cyclin A1
Exons: 9
Coding region: 460-1743 (427 amino acids)
Biological process (GO): regulation of cyclin-dependent protein serine/threonine kinase activity; mitotic cell cycle phase transition
Cellular component (GO): cyclin A2-CDK2 complex; cytoplasm; nucleus
Molecular function (GO): cyclin-dependent protein serine/threonine kinase regulator activity
Source: RefSeq, a predicted model, not a curated record
ACCUGUGCUGUGUCCCUGGGCUGCCCUAUCGCGUUAAGGCUAUAUAUCUAGAAGGUCAUAUUACAUAUUCUUGGCUGGCUGCCGCCGCUCUCCCCGGUGAUGGCCGGUUCCCCCGUGCUAGUAACUGUUACUCUUCCCUGUAAUGCUGCGCAGAAUAUCGCCGCCUCCCGGGUAGUCACCGGUCUAUGGGAUGCUAGGCUCUAUAGAUCCGUACACUAAUGAUCUUUCUACUCUUAAAUUAAUUCUGUGCGGUGUUACCUUUUAUAUAAAUGAACUUGUAUAACUAAUGAAUAGCCAUAGAUCUCUAGUUAAGUGGUCUCAGCUCGCUUGUUACUCCUGUUAUGACUGAUGGCUGUGGUUUGAGUUUUGGGAAAGGUGUGUGUACUGUUCCACGGAAUGCUCCUGUUCUCUACCCCCUACACCUCGUAUGCUGGCUAAGUUGCUGUGUUAGACUUGAAAAUGCGUCGUAAUAGUGCAUCCAGUCUCCCUUUUGCAGCUAAAGCUGGCAUGGAAAUCUAUGAUGGAUGUUACAAUACUGCACUCUCUAAGCCAGGAACUGUAGUUCAAUCCAAUCUACAGCCUCAGAGACAAAUGCAGAGAACUAUUCUUGGAGUGAUAAGUGAAAAUGAUCAGCGGCAGAGGUUGCUUAGCCAGGCUGCAGCUGUUACUUCUAAAGCUGGUUCGGGAGCUGAGAACGUGUACUCUCUUGCUGGGAAGACAUUCUCUACAAAUGCUGCUCCAGUGGCCGUCCAGCCUUGCUUCACUAUUUAUGUGGAUGACAAAGAGGACCUCAAAGAGAACUGCUCAUUUGAAGUGGAAGUCCCAAGUUUUGAAGAAAGUGAGGAAAACAUUGUGAAACAGAAGUUCCAUUUGCUACUAGAAGUUAGUGCAGCCUCACCAAUGAUGGUGGACACCACCUUCCAGCAUCCAAUUGAAGAUACUACUGAUGCCGAUACAGAGGCUGCUACAGUGUCUGAAUAUAUAGAUGAGAUUCACCAGUAUCUGCGUGAGGCAGAAAUUAAACAUAGACCCAAGCCUUUCUACAUGAGGAAACAGCCAGACAUUACUUCCACCAUGAGGGCCAUCCUAAUAGAUUGGCUUGUUGAAGUUCGGGAAGAGUAUAAGUUGCACAACGAGACCUUGUAUUUGGCUGUAAACUAUUUGGACAGAUUCCUAUCCUGCAUGUCUGUACUGAGAGGGAAGCUUCAGCUUGUAGGAACAGCUGCCAUUCUCCUGGCUUCAAAAUAUGAAGAGAUCUACCCCCCUGAUGUGGAUGAGUUUGUGUAUAUAACAGAUGAUACCUACACCAAAAAGCAGCUGCUACGCAUGGAACACCUGCUGCUGAAAGUGCUGGCCUUCGAUCUGACUGUCCCUACAAUCAUACAAUUCCUCCAGCAGUAUUUUCACAAGCAGAAUGUCUGCCCCAAGAUGGAGUAUCUUGCAAUGUAUACUGCAGAACUAACCCUACUCCACGUGGAGCCUUUCCUGAAGUAUGUGCCAUCUCUCACUGCAGCUGCAGCUUAUUGUCUGGCAAACUACACAGUUGACAGAAUCUUUUGGCCGUCAACUCUUGAAGCCUUCACGGGCUACACAUUGAGUGACAUAGCACCAUGUCUGGCUGAUCUGCACAGAGCCUGUCUUAGCGCGCCUCACCAACCACAGCAAGCCAUCAGGGAAAAAUACAAAGCAACCAAGUACAUGCAGGUCUCUCUCCUGGCGCUCCCUCAGACACUUUUGCUAUGACUGAAGAGCUUUUAAUGAUUUAUGUAGCACUUACCUCAGGAUCAACAGUGUUGGUCUCCUUUUAGAAAGACACUGCUGGCCAAGUGUCAAAUAGGAUCUUUUUUAAACUUGCGCACUUUUUAUAUGACCACUCUUAAGGAUAGACUUAAUUUAUUAAUGUGCAACUAUAGGAAAGCUGUAGAAGUAUUACUUUUUUUUUUUUUUUUUUUUUGACUCCUGGCCAGAAUUCCAGUUUUUUGGCUGCAGACCUGAAUAAACUUGACUUGGCACAGGAAAGGUGCAAUAGGGAUUAUAUGGGAUCACAAGGGUACAAAAGUGUCCUAGUCAAAAUGUAACAAACAAUGAAGAUGAGUUAAUUACAUGGUGGUUUACAUAAUUUUACUAUGUACACAGAAGCUGUCACAUCCAUUUGUCCAGGGAACAGUAACUGCCUAUGUGCAGACUUUGCUGGAACAAUCUGUGGCAUACCUGCACUGGACAUCUUGUGUCAUCCAUAUGCUGUCCUCCAUAUGCUGUCCUGAUGUAAGCAUUUUAAUAAACAAUUUACUUUUCCAUCCAA